CUCAGUUUGAAAAAUUAAUUAAUUGUAUCAUUUUUCUUUUAAUAAAAAAUUAAAACGGGUCCCACAGACCCGAACACCACACAAGGGUUAAGUCAUUUACAAAUGUAUCAACUAAUCGAUUAAUCUUAGGAAAUAAUCGACAGGUUACUCCAUAAAUGGAAAAACUGUCAUUAAAGUCGCAACGACUCGUUUACCCCGAGAGAACGUGAGACGAGAGAAGUUCCCGUUUCCCGACGGUACGUGAAGGCAGCGCAGUGUGGCCCGGUGUGUGGAGUCAUCAUCAGUCAGGAGUUUGACGGGAGUGUCACUCUCUUCCUCCCGUAUGUUGGAGCUGUGUGCGGGUCGGUCAUGGCUAAACAGUACGACAUUCUGUUCAGGCUGCUCCUGCUCGGGGACUCGGGCGUCGGGAAGACGUGCAUGUUGCGCAGGUUUACGGAUUGUGAAUUUGAUCCGUCUCAUAUUUCCACCAUCGGAGUUGAUUUUAAAAUGAAAACAUUAGAGAUAGAUGGAAUUAAAGUGCGAGUACAGAUAUGGGACACAGCCGGUCAGGAGCGCUACCAGACCAUAACCAAACAGUACUACAGGCGGGCACAGGGCAUCGUCUUUGUGUACGACAUCACGAGCGAGCAGUCCUUUCAGCACAUAGCGAAGUGGGCCAGUGACGUGGAUGAAUAUGCGCCGGACAAAGUGCAAAGGAUGCUGGUAGGAAACAAGUGUGAUGAUGAGCUGAGGAGGCAGGUGACGAAGGAGCAAGGGAGCAAGCUUGCACAAUCCUAUGACAUGGAGUUCUUUGAAACCAGUGCUUCAAACAACAGCAACAUUCGCGAGGUAGUCUUGAAUGGAGGAACUCCCUGCGUUCACACGUGUGACAGAACUGGUGCUGCAGGCUCACAACAGAGACGCGGACAACUUGUUGUCGUCGCUGGACGAUUAUUUAGAAAAGGCUGCUCUGGAGGAAGAGAAGGGGAGUAAAGACGCUGUCAACAGCUGCGCCUGUUAGGAAGCCAGCUGCUCCGUGGAGGCUCAUACCUACACACGUUCACCGUGAUCUGACUCUGGCACUCUGGAGGUUUCAUCAUUUCAUUGAUGGUGGUAAAUGCAGUUACCAGUGGCUGCCAGCAGAGGGCCACUUUUGUGGCCUGAUCACUUCACCUGUUACCAGUUGAGGCAGGGACUGUUAUUGCUCUGGCCCUUUUUAGCAUUAUUUAUCAGAAAAUACACACUCUCCCCAGUGUUUCUCAGUGAAACGCAGUUUUGCACAGUCUUUCUUGUCGCUUUCAAUUUGAUCUGCCUUCUCUCUAUAUCAACAAAUUCACAUAUGUAUGUAUAUAUAUGUGUGUGUAUAUAUAUAUAUAUAUAUAUAUACAUAUAUAUAAAUAUAUGGUGAUUUUAUAAUAUUCACGUUCAGUUUUUAUGCGUGUUAAUUUUGUCAUCUAGAAUGAUUAUUUUAUGAAUGGGACUGGCUCCGCCUGCUGAAUGCUCCACUGUGAAGCACCUGCUGCUUAGUGUAAUGUUUCCCGGGUCGGCUGCGGUGCCACAGCCAAUGUCAUUUAUAGUUAUUGUAUGGUUAUUGUAUGAAUUCUGGGGAAGUUGUGUUCAAGUUUUGUAUUAAAACGUCAUGACUUGGG
Molecule: messenger RNA, 1628 nt
Organism: Solea solea (common sole)
Lineage: Eukaryota; Metazoa; Chordata; Actinopteri; Pleuronectiformes; Soleidae
Product: ras-related protein Rab-15-like
Exons: 7
Coding region: 349-972 (207 amino acids)
Molecular function (GO): GTP binding; GTPase activity
Source: RefSeq, a predicted model, not a curated record